Argiope bruennichi is the source of this 2175-nucleotide messenger RNA. Its product is annotated as monocarboxylate transporter 9-like. NCBI's taxonomy places the organism in Eukaryota, Metazoa, Arthropoda, Arachnida, Araneae, Araneidae. Bases 348 to 2039 code for a protein of 563 amino acids. Gene Ontology annotation, biological process: transmembrane transport. Gene Ontology annotation, molecular function: monocarboxylic acid transmembrane transporter activity. The record is from RefSeq and is a predicted model, not a curated record. The transcript has 7 exons.
AAUUUGAUUCGUAUCUUGCGACUUACAUGUUCCGCCGCACCUAUCAGUGCAGUUAUCGGGCACUAUUUAAAGUGUUUCUUCGAGGUAUCGGCGAGCUGUAUACGCCGCAAACCUGUGAUUUGCCCGGCGAGGAAUCUAAGGCCAGUGCUUCUCCUGACGAGGAAUGACUAGGAAAAUAGAAGAUAACAAAUAAAGAAUAAGAGGAUAAUAAGAUAUCAUUUAUAUACUUUCCAAAAGAUAGCAAAAAGGAAUUCUGGUGGCUGAAAUUUGAAACGUUGUUUAGUAAAGGAUGGAGUUAUGCAAUUAAAUUUCUGGUUCUUUGAUUGCGUUUGAUAUACAAUUAAAGUAUGAAGAAUGCCUCCCGUGAAAAUUCGAAGAGCUGGGUGAUCGCCGCAAUAUGCUGCUUCAUCAACUUCCUCCACCUUGGCAUCGCCAGGCAAUCUGGCCUCCUAUAUUUGGCUGCCAUCGCCAGAUACGAUGCCAACCGAAAUCAAGCUUCUCUACCUUUUGUUUUGUGUUACACAAUCAGGAAUGUUUCAGGUCCUUUUGUCGGCUUCCUAGGACGAAAAGUUGGACUGGAAAGAGUGACUAUUUUUGGAUGCGUUUUAGCAUCACUCGGAAUGGCAGCUUGCUUUUUGGCUGAAGACAUUAUCACAGUAACAGUGCUAUGGGGAGGUGUGUUUGGUUUAGGUUUUGGAAUGGGCUCAGUGCUGAUACCAGUGGUGCUGAAUCAACAUUUUGACAAGCAUCUCUCCAAUGCAAAUGGAAUAGCUUUUGGUGGUGAAUGUGUUGCUGGUUUCAUAUUGCCAAUUCUCGUGAAGAUUCUUUUGAAUGCAUUUGGUACAUCUGGACUAUUUCUGAUUUUAUCUGGACUGAUGCUUCACAGUGUGCCUGCAGCAAUGCUGUUGAAGAUAUCUGCCACCAAACCUUCCGAAAAAUCUGCACAUAAACCUAUUUGGGUUCAUAAUGGUUCUAGCGAUGCAGUACUAUUUCCAACAGUAAAUGGAAUUUAUAAUAAAUCUUUUAAUUUAGAAGUGUGUGAUAAAUCAUUACAAGUCAAUUCGACACAUAUUUUGAAUGGACCAAAUAUGAUUUCCGUAACAAAACUGGAAACGCUAAACGAAGACAAAUCUUUGUACAAUAAUUUGGCACCUGAAGAAAAUACUGAAAGGUGCACUCAUGCUCAUAAUGGAAGAAUUGCUGAUUCGGAAUCUGUUGACAGCAAAUCAAAUUAUGUGCUUCAAGAGCAACAUUUGAAUGCAAUUAUUGCACCUCAAACAAUGGUAAUAAAUCCAAAUUAUAUCCGGAGUGAUAAUAAAUGUCAAAACAGUGAAUCAGCCUUAUCAACCAUACAGUGCAAUGGAACAGAAAAGCCUUUCACAAAAGAAUCUUCAAAAUCUUCUGCAUUCAGUUCCUUUCGAGUAUUCUACGAUCCAGCCUUCAUUCUCAUGCUUCUCACCCAAAGUUCCUUCAUCUUCAUUGGAACUAUGAUUAUGACCAUCAUUGUUGAUUUGUCCAGAGACGCAGGCGUCACGUCCAAUGAGGAAAUAUACAUUUUGAUGUGCCUUUCCAUAUCUGAUAUGAUUGGACGCUUUGGACUUGGAUGGGUGACAGACAGUGGCUACAUGUCGACGGUAUCUUUUUCCGCGUUAUGUUAUUUCAGCCUAGGGAUUAUAUUGACGGCAUUAGUCUUUUUGAAAGGUUUCAUCUUAAUUAUGUGUGCAGCGUUUUUUAUAGGACUCUUUUUAGGAGGGCUUCUAAUUGUUUGUCCUGGAGUUGUGUCUAACCAUAUAGAAAAAGAAAAGAUAACAAUGGCGUUAGCUUCAAGAUUUGUUUUAUACGCUCCAAUGAGUCUAACACAGUCAUCUUUAAUAGGUUUCUUUCGAGGAACAAAAGGUUCUUACAAUGGAAUUCUAUACAUGCUGACAGCUGUCUGUUUAAUGUGCUGCGCCAUGUCGCUGUCGAUUCCUUUCGCCACAAGGAUCAGAGAAAAGAGGAAACACAGGAAUAAAGAAAGCCAAGAAAAAGGAAAAACAUAACAUGAAAUUUCUACCAUGCCUCCAUUCAUUACAUUCAUAAAGGAACUGGUUUUUAACGCUUUUACACACAUUAUGUAUUAUAAAUAAUUUAACCAUAUCAUAAACGCAAAAUAAAUGUUUUGUUAGAUAAUCAGAA